CGCUUUCACUGUGAAAACCCUAACCGGAAAUGGUAUCAGUGUGUUGCGACACCUUGAUAGAUUAACAGUAGGCCUGCGGCCGUAUACUUGUUCCUUUCUGGUUCCUGUGAAGUGGAAACGGCCCCCGUCAGUGUGCGUGGAUGCGUGUGCAUGUUAACGGAGGAAGAGAGGAAAAAAACACCACCACUGCCAGCCCUGCAGAACCAGCACCGUUUGUACAUUUAACGGCCAGGCCAGGUUUUUGUGUUUCAUCUGGGCAGCCCAGCUGCCUCCCUACCUCCAGAUGAAUGAAGAACACACCGGGACACAGAGACACAGCUGAUACAGGGCACUCAGGUGUUUCUGCCAGUAUGAUGAAGAAAAAGAAUCCCCACAAAAAACACAAGAGCAGCCUGGGUCCUGCCACCAAAGUCCUGUCUCAGCCUCACAACAACAUCGUCGGCUGCAGGAUUCAGCAUGUGUGGAAGGAGGGAGGGGGCCACGUAGUCUGGAAGGGGACAGUCCUGGACCAGGUUCCAGUGAACCCAGCUCUCUACCUGAUCAAGUACGAUGGUUUUGACUGUGUUUAUGGUCUGGAGCUCUACAAGGACGAGAGAGUUCAGGGUCUGGAGGUUCUCCCUGACAGACUGGCAAAGUCCCGUCUGACUGAUGUCAGCCUAGCCGAUGCCAUGAUUGGGAAAGCAGUUGAGCACAUGUUUGAGACAGAGGAGGGUCCGAAAGAGGAGUGGAGGGGGAUGGUUCUGGCUCGGGCUCCCAUCAUGACCACCUGGUUCUACAUCACCUACGAGAAGGACCCAGUCCUCUACAUGUACCAGCUGUUGGACGACUACAAAGAAGGAGACCUCCGCAUCAUGCCUGACUCCAACGACAACGUUCCAACGGAGCGAGAGCCUGGUGAGGUGGUAGACAGUCUGGUGGGUAAACAGGUGGAGUACGCCAAAGAGGACGGUGGUAAGCGGACAGGGAUGGUCAUCCACCAGGUGGAGGCCAAACCCUCUGUCUACUUCAUCAAGUUUGAUGACGACUUUCUCAUUUACGUCUACGAUUUGGUCAAAACCUCGUAAAGAGAACUAUAGUUUGCAGCGGCCGCCUGGUCUAAUACCAAAAUGCAACAUCUGCAGCAUUUGAUGAAGCGCUGACCCUCAGAUCAUCCAACACAAACCCUGCAUAGAUGCCACCUGAGAGAUGACACUAACCUUACGACCUUCCUUCAACUCCUCAGAUCGAGAAAAUAUCAUCAUUUGUCGGUGAUGGGGUUCAUUAUUGUCAUUCUGAGGCACGGAUAUCUGUCCAACGUUUCAGUUACACCCUGUUCUAUUAAAGGUGAUGGCAGCUUUUUAAAACCUGACAUCAGACAAUUACCAAUCUCAUGGCCUUUAAAGCAAACGAACGGAAUUAACAGCAGAACAAAACGAUACGAAGGAUUUUGAGAGUCUGCGGACAAGUUUGACUUGAGGAAGAAAAGACGUCUGCAGGUGGAUUGCACAGGAAAGAAAAAUGAAAGGAAGACCAGUCAAACAGAUUGUGUUUCUGUUUUUUUGUGGACAAUGUAAGACCAGAGCAAACGAUCCAGAACAUUUUCUACAAGGAUAUCUAUGAUGCAUCAAGUCUUUUGAAUUCAGAGAAGCACAUUUCUGCCAGAACCAAAUCAUAAUAGUAAAAAAUAUAGUUCAAAUAUACAAUAACUGUCAUAGAAAUAGAGAAACAGUAUUAAAAUAAUUGAAACUGUGUCAAUGUGAUUGAGGCAUACUUUUGAACCUAAUUUUUUACAUUUUUUUGUAAAAAAAAAACAAAUUCAUUAAUAUCACUAAUAUCUUACGCUCUACGGCUUUUGAACAGUGUUUGAUUUGAGAACGACAUUUCUAACACUGGCAGAAAUGAGCUUUUCUAAAAUCCAUGGUCCCAAGAACUGAUCCCUGCCGAGCUCCAAACUCUGAAGCUGUCUAAGGCCCAGGAAACCUGCUGUGUUGUUCAUGUGGCUCCGAACUCAAAACCAGCUGCAUGGUUCAGUCAAACACAGGGUCAUGUCCAUCCUGACAGGUGAUCUCUUCACAAACCACUUCUCAUUCUCAGUCUUUCUUUGAAUUUUUUACUCAUUACUAAAAACGUCCUCCUGUUGUGAUGUCGUGAGAUGUUCAAGGACAAUCGAGCAGCUGUCCUCCUAACUUCAUUGAAGCCUUUUUUAAAUCGCCAUGAAGGACAAGAGAAACGUCAGAACAAAAGUCAGACUGAGAGAUUAUUUUUCUGUUCUUCACUCCUUUGUUGCAAACAUUACAACAUCUGCGUCGGACCAACACCAGGAUGUGCACAGCCCUCGGUGGAAACACGAAUGUUUCAAGGAACAUUUGCACCUUAAACUUUCAGCAGAAGACUCUGGAAUAUUCCUUCUAUGGACAUGAGUCAGACGUAGCGUAAAGGUAUCAGGUUCUCAAGCCCUGGGUUACAGUUCACUACAAAGAUCUGGUUGCAAAAGAAUAUGUAUAGUUACUGAGGCUAAUGUCGGCACACAAACCACACCAUGACGGACUCCCGUAGCUGAGCUCUCAAUGUUCUGGUUUUCUGGGUCUGAAUUUACUUCAGAUAUUUAAGAAUAUCCAUUUUUAUGUAUGCAGUGAGAGAUGAGUAAAUGAGAAAGAGACUCAUGAGGAAAUGAAGGUUAAAUGAAAAAAAAAAGGUCCACAAAUUUCCUCAAAUGUGUUUUUUAUUUUAUUUGGUUUGCUUAGACUGAAGGACAGAUGUACCAAUAGGUUAACAGCGCCCUCUGUUGGUGGCUUUAACGUGCUUGAAAACACACAGUAGCAUGAAAGCACAUGGUUCCAACAGAAAUCUCCCUGGUCCUGCAGAGUCAAGUAAAUUGAAGUGUGAGUUCAGGGUUAAAGAACAAUUCCAUCAACAGAUGUGUAAGAACGACGAGGUAAAUAACAGUUGUCAGGUGUCGUGUUCUGAUGUCAAAAGUUCCUGUGUGUUUUUACAUGAUGUUUCUGUUUUAGAAAUGUCAACUAUUAUCAAGCUAUGUUGGCACAGGUGAAGGUGAAGUUCCUCCCUGUGGCCUUUGACCCCAGGUGGCCUUUGCCCUGGUGAUUUGAUGACAGGGUGGCUGUCAGUUGUGUAGUCCUGCAGGGUUCCAGUCCCUUCACAUGUCUGAAUUGACAAAUAUUUGGAGUUAGUGUCAAAAGAACUGGAUAAAGUAACAACAUUAUCACAGGAUUAAAAAAGGUUUUUAAUGCUACAUUUUGUACCAGUACAUACGGAAGUUUGAACAUUUCUGGUCAUUUUUGUUAGCCAAUGUGACCCAUAGCUAAAACCUAAGGUCAUCAGCCCCACCCCUCACUGCCUCCACUAGUGCAAAGUGGAGGAAAUACAACUCUGGUUUUUGUGCUAUAGUUGUUGGUACAUCUGCCUUGGAAAGUUUGUCAUAAACAUGUUCUGGAAAGAAACCUGUCACAUAUAUCACAAUUUAUUCAAACGUAUUUCAAAAAAAGGAAUUGGUGAAAGGUUAAAGGGUGAUGGAGGUCAUUUUGACCAGUUGUCAUAAUUUGAAAUAUUUAAAUAUCAAGAGAUUAAAAAAAAGUUCCAAAAGCACACCUAGCUGAUAUGAACAGUGUUGAAUUUGUCAUCACUUUUAACCCAAAGGCAAAUAUUUUUUAAUUAAAUAUGAACAGAUACAUAUAUGACAAAUAUACAUGUAUAUACACAUACAAUUAUGGUAAUAUAAGAAAACUACAACAUUCGAUUGUAAAAUAUAAAAAUUAUAGUGAAAUCAAACAUAACCAAAUGACAUUGAAACAGCUUUUUAAUUUCCUCCACAAGUAUCAGAAAUGACUGAUGAUUUUUUUAUUUUUUUUUUAAAACACAAAGCAUUAGCCGGCUCUGUCCAAUCAGGGCCCAGAACAGUUUAUGUCAAACCUUCAGUCUGUGCGUCCUGUGAUUUAGUUUGUUGAUGAAGCAGAAUUUUGCAGCUCUUACCAUAAACACACUAAGAUGAACAAAAAAAAAAACUACAACAGCCGAGUAGAAAAAACAGAUUCUAUCAGCGUCCGUCAUUUCCUGCACUUGUGUAUUUGUUUUCUUUCAAAGAAAACUUUGAUCGCUGUCAUUUCUGCCGACACUCUGUUCCAAAACCAUGAGCAACACAAGACCCAGGGUCACUGUCCCAUUUUGUCAUGAUACAAAAAUGGUGGUUGUUGUUGUUAUUAUUAUUAUUGUUGAUGUUAUUGAUGUGAGAAUGACACGGACGUUCUGCCAUUCCACUGCCUUGUACUUUGUUUUUUUUUAUGAUUUAAAAUAUGUGUCAAUAAUUUUUAUUGGUCAUGGAAAAAAAAACCUAAAA
Molecule: messenger RNA, 4330 nt
Organism: Cynoglossus semilaevis (tongue sole)
Lineage: Eukaryota; Metazoa; Chordata; Actinopteri; Pleuronectiformes; Cynoglossidae
Gene: spina
Product: spindlin a
Exons: 7
Coding region: 288-1064 (258 amino acids)
Biological process (GO): gamete generation
Source: RefSeq, a predicted model, not a curated record